AUGUCCGAAAAACGAUAUUUUAUUAACCCGUACGAAGACUUUGGUCCAUCGGAUGGUGUUUUGGACGCAACCGGUGAUGAACUCAAUGGUCGAGUCAAAGAGGAUUUGAUGAAAAACUUGACAAAACUGUUGAAGAGUUUUGAAGAUGAAGUGAACGAAACCAUUAAUCCAGACGAUUGCAGUGUUUAUACGGGAAGUACUGGAUAUGCUUUACUGUAUCUUCAUUUAGCUCUUGUCUUCAAUGACCACAAACUCUUAGACAAAGCCAUCGCUUAUACGGAACCAUUAGUCGACACUUCGGGCAAAAGAAGACUGACUUAUAUUACGGGCGACUCAGGA
Messenger RNA from Oppiella nova, 339 nucleotides. Lineage: Eukaryota; Metazoa; Arthropoda; Arachnida; Sarcoptiformes; Oppiidae. The record is from the annotation of a GenBank genome assembly.